UUAAAUGAGGAUGGAGACUGGGUGUACUCUGUGGAUGCCUGUAAAGACGAGUAUCUGGUGAAAUAUCCUGUUGCCAUCGAGGAAGAAUCUUUGAAGACACACAUACGGCGAAUAGUGGCAAGAUUUAACGACACUGGUAGCGUCUCUAAGGGAAAACCGACGGGGAGACCUGAAGUUAGUGAAGACGUUGUUGACGAUUUAAGGACGAGAAUGGAGCAAAGUCCGAAGAAAUCUUUGUCAAAACUGUCUUUACAGUCCGGAGUACCAUACAGCACGUGCCAGAAAGUCGUAAAAAAGAAGUUACAUAUGCAUCCAUAUAAGAUUUCGUUGGUUCAGGAGCUGCAACCAGCAGAUUUUCCUCGCCGCGUCCAGUAUUGUCAUUGGUUUCAAGCUAAUUGGGACGAUAACAGGAUUCUUGAUUUGUCGUUCUUUUCUGAUGAAGCCUGGUUUCAUCUGUCCGGCUACGUCAACUCACAGAACUUCAGAAUUUGGAGUACAGAAAAUCCUCACGCUUUUGAAGAAACACCAUUACACGCAAUGAAGGUCGGUGUGCGGUUAGCUGUUUCCAGACGACGAUUCAUAGGCCCGAUAUUUUUUCAAGAGACAAUUAAUGCGGCGAGAUACAGGGAGCAAAUUUUGGAUGUGUUUCUGAAUCAGUUAUUGCCUGAAGAAUUAGAGUCUGGUUAUUUUCAGCAAGAUGGUGCUACAGCUCAUACGACAAGAGAAAAUUUAAGAUAUUUGGAAGAAUUUUAUGAUGACCGCAUAAUAAGUUUAAGAGCCAAUCCAGAGUGGCCCCCCCGAUCUCCUGACUUGACUCCACUUGAUUUUUCAGUGUUUGGAUGGAUGAAAGACAGCAUUUAUAAGAAUAGAAUCCACACAUUGGAAAAAUUAAUGGAUAAAAUUACACGUUUUUGUAAUGAAAAUCUCAAUGAAGAAGUAUUGCAGGACAUUUUUGAAAAUAAAAAAAGAAGAGUGGCUUUGUGUUUGCGGGAAAAUGGACAACAUUUUCAACAUCUUUUAUAAAAUACAUUGUAGUGGCCUACUUUGUAUUUAAAUUUAAAGAAAAGCGCGCCCAACCGACUGCCGGUGGCGGCAGUUAGUUUUUUAACACCCAUCAGACAAGAGGUUGUAUUUACAAUUGUGUACAGAGCGCUUUCUGUCUGUGUUUUAUUGUUUCAGUUUAUUCAUUGUGUUUUCACCCCGACUGUCACCUGGACUUUUCCCCCUUGUCGUUGGAGCCGCCAACCACCGCUGCCGUCUUCCGUGGGGCUGAAAAUCGCUUCUUCGCUCGCGGAGGGAGGAACGUUUGGGGCGGUCAGAACGCUGGGCGUUUGGUCGAAUUGGACAGAAUGCCGUUUUGGUGUGGAAAUCGCCGAGCUACGACCCGGGGCCCGCUGUAGAAGAUCUCCAGACGUUCGUCGCACGUGAUCGUCAUUUUCUUAGUUUUGUUUUCAGUAUCAGUAAACCGUUGUCGCAGGGCUUUUCAGGCAAUUCAUUAGUUAGGAUGCAAUUCAAUUUCAUUAAUUUUAUAUCCAAGGUUUUUGGAUGGUUUUUCCCCAGUUGCCACUUUUUUUCAAAUUU
This is a messenger RNA of Zophobas morio, 1581 nucleotides long. RefSeq lists its product as uncharacterized. Gene Ontology annotation, molecular function: nucleic acid binding. Bases 211 to 1023 code for a protein of 270 amino acids. NCBI's taxonomy places the organism in Eukaryota, Metazoa, Arthropoda, Insecta, Coleoptera, Tenebrionidae. The record is from RefSeq and is a predicted model, not a curated record. The transcript is spliced from 2 exons.